This is a messenger RNA of Clupea harengus (Atlantic herring), 1263 nucleotides long. RefSeq lists its product as uncharacterized. Gene Ontology annotation, molecular function: SNARE binding. NCBI's taxonomy places the organism in Eukaryota, Metazoa, Chordata, Actinopteri, Clupeiformes, Clupeidae. Gene Ontology annotation, biological process: exocytosis; exocyst localization. Bases 1 to 1263 code for a protein of 420 amino acids. Gene Ontology annotation, cellular component: exocyst. The record is from RefSeq and is a predicted model, not a curated record. The transcript is spliced from 5 exons.
AUGGUUAGCAAAGCGCAUGAUCACAUGAUGAGUGACAUGUGGAGGCAGCACACAUGGGCCCAUGCUUAUGACAUCACUUCCUCUUUAGCUCGGCUCGACAGGUUCUCCAGCUUUAAACAUCCCCUCAACAUCUUUAGGAGUUUUUCAGACAACAGUUUAGUGCGGCGUUUGAGUUUGGGCUCCCCCCUCCGUGGCCUUAGUGGUUUCUUCCAGAAGAAAGAUGGAGAUUCAGGGGGAAGCCCUCUUAAAACACCCCAGUCCCACUCCAGAAAACACUCAGACACCUCCGUUGCCCUGGGCGACCGGCUCCUGAAGAAGGGAGCAUCUCUCCGCCGCAGUCUGGUCCUGGGGAGCAGACGACACGCCCCCGACAGCACAGCCAAUCAGGAGCCGCUGCCAUGUGCCACGGAGGCUGUCCAAUCAGAGCAGAGCACGGGCAGGUCAGAGGUCACCAAGAGAUCAGAGGUCAGGGAGUCGUACGUUCGCCCUGAGAUCCCACACCUGCCCCUCUCAGUGAUGCAGAUCAAUAUGCUGAUUGAGCUGGAGGUGUUUGAAGAGGCGCACGUCAACAUGCUGUCCCUGCGUCAGGAGUUCCAUCACCAGCAGGAGGCUCUGGGCCCGCAGGCCUCACCUGUGGAGCUGGCUCACCUGGAGAAAGACCUGCACCUGCUCUACAGGGCGCUGCGGGAAAAGAUGGCUGACAUCGUGCGCCAGUCCAGCGCCCUGCCUGCCCGCAACAAGGAGCUGCUGGUCCACGUGGCUCGCAUCGUCCAGGAGGAGGAGAGGAGGGAGGCGGAGGGGGAGGCGGGGGGGCUGGGGGGGUGGAGGGAGGCCUGGAGGGAGGCCGUGAGGGACGGCGUGAGGGACGUGCUGGAGGGGGUCCACCUGGACACACCUGAGCACAACACUUCCUGGUUGGCCGUGCACCUGGGGCUUCUGGGAAAAGCCAUCGUGGAGAACCUGGAGAGGGUGAAGGCGGAGCUCCAGGGCUCGUACCCGCCCAGUUUCUGCGUGUUUCACGCGUACGUCACGAGCUGUCACGAGGUCACUGAGCAACACCUGCAAAGGGUUAUGGAGACACUGCUGGAUUGCCUGUUGGCUCAGCUGGAGCUAGCAGCCAAAGCCCUGGUGGAGCAGACCCCGCGCUGGAUGUGGUUUCAGCCCUGGCAGGGGCCUGGGAUCAGGUGUCAGUGGGCUGAUUGGAGAAGAGUGAAGGCUCCUUCCUGUGUUCCUGAGCAGCAUGGAGAGGCUCCUCUCCAGUGA